Salvelinus fontinalis (brook trout) is the source of this 5374-nucleotide messenger RNA. It is a transcript of the gene nsmaf, whose product is annotated as neutral sphingomyelinase (N-SMase) activation associated factor. Gene Ontology annotation, molecular function: protein binding. The transcript has 31 exons. The coding region runs from base 334 to 3075 and encodes 913 amino acids. Lineage: Eukaryota; Metazoa; Chordata; Actinopteri; Salmoniformes; Salmonidae. The record is from RefSeq and is a predicted model, not a curated record.
AGCUUGCUUCGUCAUUUCUGUCGCAGUGAGUUUCCGUGUUUUUGCCGCGUUCAAAGCAACUGGGAACUCGGAAAAAUACAAAGUCAAAUCAUGACGUCAGCGAUCUUCAGCUCGGAAGGUCGGAGCUCUCCAAUUCCCACGUUGGAUUUCCGAGUUGGAUGACCGUUCAAAUAGAUUUUUCCCAGUCGGAGCUCGUCUUUUUUUUUUUUUUUUAGAUCACAGUUGUUUUGAACUCAUUGAAGUCGGAAGUCAGAGAUUUCCGAGUUCCCAGUUGUGUUGAACGCGGCAUUAGCUACAACAACAUCUCACAUAUGCAAUGGUUGGUGUGCAGUGAUGGCUUUUAUAAAGAGGAAAGAACGAUCGAAAGAAAGGUUUUCUCUCCUGUUGCUGGACCUGGAAGAGUAUUACUUUGAACAGCACACAGUGUAUCAUGUGACAACCAGUUCAGCCAAAAAAAGAAAGAUCAGAGGGUCACUCAAAGUAUGCUCCAAAUCCAUCAUAUUUGAACCCGAGGACCAUGUGGAGCCCAUUUUAAAGAUUCCUCUCAGAGAUUGCAAAAAGAUUGAAGCGGUUGAAGAAAAGGACCAGAAUCCUUUCAAUGAGAGCAAACCAGCUGGCCUCACCAUUUUAUGCAAACAGGUGUACCUUAUCAAAGAGAACAAUGUGGUUGCACCUUACAGAGUUGAAAGGGGAGACAGUACCUUUCUCUUCCAUCUGGAAGUUUUCAGUAAAACGGAGGAUGUUGUCCAAACAUUACUUCAGCUGCAUAGGGCCUCUUGUCUGGACAAGCUUGGAGACCAGACUGCAAUGAUUGCUGCUAAUUUACAAUCCAGAUUGGCAAGAACUUCAUUUGACAAGAACAGCUUUCAGAAUGUUUCAGAAAUACCACACAUGGAAUGCGAGGCUGAGAUGGUCACUCCAUUGGUUACAAACCCUGGUCACGUGUGUAUAACUGACCAAAGCCUCUACUUCCAACCACUCAAUGGCUAUCCUGAACAGGUAGUCCGGAUCGAGCUCCAUCGAGUGAAACAAAUCUAUAAGAGAAGGCAUGGACUCAGGCCAUUGGGGCUGGAGGUAUUCUGUACUGAAAACGACUUCUGCUCUGACAUCUAUCUGAAGUUUUACAAGACCAGUGACAGAAAUGACCUCUACUACUACAUCGCCACGUUUCUGGAGAACCACAUGGUGGAACACACAGCGGAGAGUUACAUGCUGCAGUGGCAGCGGGGUCACCUCAGUAACUACCAGUACCUUCUGCACCUCAACAACCUGGCUGACCGCAGCGGCAACGAUCUGUCUCAGUACCCCGUUUUCCCCUGGAUCAUCGCUGACUACAACAGCACAGAGCUUGAUAUGAUGAACCCCGCAACUUUCCGUGACCUGAGCAAGCCUGUGGGAGCGCUGAAUAAAGAGAGACUAGAGAGAUUGUUGUCCCGGUACAGAGACAUGCCUGAUCCUUGUUUCAUGUACGGCAGUCAUUACUCCUCUCCAGGCUAUGUGCUUUUCUACUUAGUCAGAGUAGCCCCAGAACACAUGCUGUGUCUUCAAAAUGGCCGCUAUGACAAUGCAGACCGCAUGUUCAAUAGCAUUGGAGAAACGUGGAAAAAUUGCUUAGAGGGUGCAACUGACUUCAAAGAGUUGAUCCCAGACUUCUAUGGGAAUGACCCCAGCUUUCUGCUAAACUGCCUUAGUCUGGAUCUGGGGAAGAAGCAAGGUGGAAGCUCGGUUCAAGAUGUAGUUCUUCCGCCAUGGGCUGCAGAUGCCAGUGAUUUUCUUCAGAAGAGUCAGAAAGCGCUGGAGAGUCAGUACGUGUCAGAACACCUGCACGAGUGGAUCGACCUGGUGUUUGGCUUCAAGCAAAAAGGAAGUGAAGCCGUGGCAGCCCACAAUGUUUUCCAUCCGUUGACAUAUGAGGGUGGCAUUGACUGUGAUAGUAUAGAGGACCCCAAUGAGAAGAUUGCUAUGUUGAUUCAGAUCCUGGAGUUUGGGCAAACCCCGACGCAACUGUUCACCACCCCACACCCGCAGAGGAUAACACCCAGAUUCCAGAGCAUAUCGCGAACACCCAGUGUAAACACACCCCUCAACGAGCUUUCUCCAGCAUCCACCAGUGAAGACUCCUCCUUUGAAGACCUAACCGAAGAGACUAGGAGACUGGCUUGGAACAACAUAGCUAAACUCAAGUUGAUGUCCACCCACAAAAUCCAUAAAGAGGCUGUGACAGGCAUCGCAGUGACUCGGACCGCGUCGUCUGUCUUCACAACAUCACAAGACUCGACACUGAAGAUGUUCUCCAGAGAGUCUAAUGGAUUGCAGAGAAGCAUGUCCUUCUCCAACAUGGCAUUAUCGUCGUGCUUGAUGCUACCAGAGGAUAAGGCCGUAGUCUGCUCCUCGUGGGACAAUAAUGUGUAUUUCUACUCGAUACCAUUUGGCAGGCGUCAGGACACGUUGAUGGGCCAUGAUGAUGCCAUCAGUAAGAUGUGCUGGAAGGACAACCAGCUUUACACUGCAUCCUGGGACUCUACAGUCAAGGUUUGGCAAUGUGACUCUGUCGAUAUUGCGAAUAAUAAGAGAUGCCAAUUCGAGUUGCUGGCAGAGUUUGAACACGAAGCGGGGGUGAACACUAUUAACCUAAACCCAGCGGGUACUUUGUUGGUGUCAGGGACUAAGGAUGGAACUGCCACCAUUUGGGAUACCAGUAGCUCAGUACAACUCCAUCAAGUCCACUGUCAUUCAGGAAAGAUCCACGAUAUGGCCUUUAGUCCUGACAGCAGACACAUCUUGAGUGUAGGAGAGGACUCGUGUCUGAAGGUAAUCGACGUCCAGACAGGCAUGAUGAUCUCAUCUGUGCAAGCUGAUGAGGAGCAGCGGUGUUUCUGCUGGGACGGGAACACGGUCCUGUCGGGCGGUCAGUCCGGACACCUCCAGGUCCUGGACCUGCUAAGCAACAAAGUGACCACCAGGAUCCCUGGACAUUCAGGUGCAGUCACAGCGAUGUGGAUGAACGAGCAGUGUAGCACGGUGAUCACAGGUGGCGAAGACAAGCAGAUCAUCUUCUGGAAACUUGACUGUUGACCACGGUGCUAGAUAGUCCCUCUGUACGUGUAUGUACAGAGGUGAAGUCCAAGAGGGACACUCACAAUGAGACAUCUUUUAUACUGUCUGGCUCCAACCAAAGAGGCUAUCAUCGUCGGUCAAGGUAACUACUUAGGCUGGCUGGCCUGCUGGCUGGCUCACCCAGAGAUGGUAACGCAUUAUCAUUGCACAUAUGACUUUACAAAUAUACUGGUCCAGUUAGCAGGGACAACAAUCAUACUCCUGUCUGGAGUUCUCAAACAAAAUCUGAUUAUGAACAAUAUAACCAUCCUCAACCAUGUUAGCGUAACAUAUUAACCAUCCUCAACCAUGUUAGCGUAACAUAUUAACCAUCCUCAACCAUGUUAGCGUAACAUAUUGGCCAUCCUCAGCCAUGUUAGCGUAACAUAUUGGCCAUCCUCAACCAUGUUAGCGUAACAUAUUAACCAUUCUCAAUCAUGUUAGAGUAACAUAUUAACCAUCCUCAACCAUGUUAGCGUAACAUAUCGGCCAUCCUCAACCAUGUUAGCGUAACAUAUUGGCCAUCCUCAAUCAUGUUAGCGUAACAUAUUGGCCAUCCUCAAUCAUGUUAGCGUAACAUUGGCCAGCCUCAACCAUGUUAGCGUAACAACUUGGCCAUCCUCAACCAUGUUAGCGUAACAACUUGGCCAUCCUCAAUCAUGUUAGCGUAACAUAUUGGCCAUCCUCAAUCAUGUUAGCGUAACAUAUUGGCCAUCCUCAAUCAUGUUAGCGUAAUAUAUUGACCAUCCUCAACCAUGUUAGCGUAACAACUUGACCAUCCUCAACCAUGUUAGCGUAACAUAUUGGCCAUCCUCAACCAUGUUAGCCAAUAGAAAUGUCAAUUUGAAACUAGUUAGGGUGGUAUGGCGAUGAUUAGAUUCUGCACAUGCCCUCUUGCAGCAUUCCCAUGCUAAUUUUGCACUUCAAUGCUUUUGCCAGACAGUGAGUCAACCCAGGUUUCUUUAGAUUUGUUUUUUUACAUUAUCUUACUGUACAGCAUAUUUUGCUUUUCUGUCUAUUGUUUAAGCGUUCAUUCAGUUGUCAUAGUGCCUUAGUGACUGGCCAUUUAAUCAUGAUGUAAUUGACCACAUAGUGGUCGGAAUAAACCUCUGGCACAAAACAAACUGUAUAGCAAGCAGUGUUUCAGAAAUAACUGCAGUAGAGAUUAUCAUGACAAUAAAUAAAUGUACAAUGUAACACACUUUGAGCACCUGGAAAAGCUCUAUAUAAAUCCACUCCAUUCAUAGUAUUAUUAAAUACACACGUGCUACAUAAAAAUAUAUUCAUUCGAUUUAUUUUCCCCACAAUUUUCAUUUGAGAGCAGCAGUAAUUCAUUGCUAAUGCAUGUAAAAUGUCCAAGAGUUAUUGUAGACACACAAAAAAAGGAAUAUAUUAAUACACCUAACUGUUGAACUUACACUGAGGCAUAAUUCAAAAUAAUGUUUAUAAGCUCUUUGGCCCAACUGUAUUUGAGGAACUGCUUUACUGAGACUGAGUGGACUCAGGAACUCUCACCCAUGCAAAGAGUGCAUUUCUUUCAAGUUUGUCAACCUUGUUCUAGCAAGAUAAAUCUGUGUGUUACUGAAGCAUUGUGCUAUGGCCUAGACUGCCAAUGCACUGUGUAGCUAACCAUAUACCACCCUGUACAUCCAUUUUAACAGAGAUGACCCAUCUUGUUUUAUUACUUUAGAUUUUAUUUACAUUAUGUGGAGCUUAAACCUGUAUUAACAAGGUAGUUACAUAGCCAAGUACUGUAGAAUGUAAUUGCAGUAUUGGAACAUAGUUUUAAGUACUAUGAUACAUGUUUGCCAUUUGUGUAAAAUUACACAUUUAGACUUUUUUUAUAUGCAUCGGAUUUGUGAGGCGGAAACCUCCAAUUUAGAUGUGGUUUAACCUCCCCUUUUCCUAUAAAUAUUGCUUUCGAUUGCACAGUUGUCUCCACUGUGAUCAGUUUAUUUGCGAGUCCUUGUAAUCCUUAAACAGGUGUAAGUAAUAUGUAACAAAAUGUACUCAGACUCUAGUACCCCUACUAGCACUGUAAGUAAAAGCUGCCAGCAGCAUUUGGCCUAAUGGGAAGUAGCUAAAAACGAAGCAGUGCCCUCCUAGUGACGUAAGUGAAUGUAUUUGAGUGAGAUUGCUGAGAAAAACUAUGCUGUAAAUCGGGAUGUCUACUAUCUUUCAGGCCUCAGGGCUAACAGUGUUAUGUUGCUGCAGUAUGUCCUCCCAGCUUUUGUGUACUGUACAGAUCCUGCUCAAUAAAAUAUUGCACAUCUGUGAA